UCGUCACGUGACGCCAGGGUCAUCGUGGCCUCACCGGGCAACCGUCCUGGAGACGGACGCGGCUCUCGGCGGCAUGAACUCCAUCUACCCGCUGGCGGUGCCCAAGGGGCGCCGGCUCUGCUGUGAGGUGUGCGAAGCCCCGGCGGAGCGCGUGUGCGCGGCCUGUGCAGUCACCUAUUACUGUGGCGUAGUGCAUCAGAAAGCUGACUGGAGCAGCAUCCACGAGAAGAUAUGUCAGCUCCUGAUUCCACUGCGCACUACCAUGCCCUUCUACAACUCGGAGGAAGAGCGGCAGCACGGCCUGCAGCAGCAGCAGCAGCGACAGAAGCAUUUGAUUGAAUUUUGCUACACUGUCGCCCAGAAAUACCUCUUUGAAGGAAGACACGAAGAUGCCGUCCCUGCAGCUUUGCAUUCCCUCCGCUUCCGCAUGAACGUUCAUGGCCUGAGCUCGGUAGAGCUUGUACCUGCUUACCUGCUGUUGGCUGAGGCCAGCCUUGGUCUGGGCCGGGUUGUUCAGGCUGAAGAAUAUCUAUCCCAAGCCCAGUGGACUGUCCUCAAAUCAACUCAUUGCAGUAAUGCCAUCCAUUCUUUACUGCAUCGGAACCUUGGACUUCUCUACAUGGCUAAGGAAAAUUAUGAGGACGCCCGCUAUCACUUGGCCAAUGAUAUUUAUUUUGCCAGCUGUGCAUUUGGAACGGAUGACAUCAGGACCUCAGGAGGGUACUUCCACCUGGCCAACAUAUUCUACGGUCUUAAGAAGUUGGACCUGGCAGACACGUUGUACUCCAAGGUCUCUGAGAUCUGGUAUAAAUAUUUAAAUGACCACUAUCAAGCCCUCUCACAGGCUCGCACCCAACAGAUAGAUUUGCUGGGCAAGCAGUUUGUGAAUGACACUGGCCUGGAUGAAGCCCAGGAAGCAGAAGCCAUUCGGGUGCUGACGUGCAUCUUGAAUAUUCGAGAAUCUACAGUGGACCAAGCCCCCCAAAAAACUGUCUUCAUUCUGAAAACCCUGGCCAUGCUUUACUACCUGAUGAUGAAUUCUUCAAAGGCAAAGGAAUAUGCCAUGCGAGCCCUCGAGCUUGUCAGAGACUAUCAUCUCGAUGUCCAGGAGGAAAACACCAUUCAGGAGUUGCUGAGUCUCAUCUUAGCUGAAGAGGAUCAACCCAUCACUUAG
Ochotona curzoniae (black-lipped pika) is the source of this 1174-nucleotide messenger RNA. It is a transcript of the gene ZMYND12, whose product is annotated as zinc finger MYND-type containing 12. Gene Ontology annotation, molecular function: protein binding. The transcript has 8 exons. Lineage: Eukaryota; Metazoa; Chordata; Mammalia; Lagomorpha; Ochotonidae. The record is from RefSeq and is a predicted model, not a curated record. Bases 74 to 1174 code for a protein of 366 amino acids.